GGAAGCCCAUCUUAAAAUAUUCCCUUCAUCAUCUAAGCACUUCUAAAAUUAAACAGCUGCGUUGUCCACUUGCCUAGAGGCCUACUGAACCUUUCCCUUGCAGUAUCCCACGAUGUCGACUGGAGAGUUUGCUGGCGGCUUACUCGAUUUGUCGUAUGAAGAUUUUACGAAAAUUCAAAUGCCUCUUUACCAUGGCCCUACAGUUAAGAUAAAGAUCGGAGCCGCAACAUACGACGUCUCCAAGUCGCUUAUAUGCAGACACUCGCCGUAUUUUGCUGCAAUGUUCAAGGGGAAUUUUAAAGAAGGGGAAGACCAAUCAGCAGUGCUAGAAGAGGUUGAAGGAGUUGUUUCAAAUAGAAGCUUUCAAUUGCUUCUCCAGUGGUUAUACCUUGGUCGGGUUAUUCUUGGCAAAGAAUCUCCAGCAGAGUGGAUAUCUGCUAUGAUUGAACUCGCAAGACUCGCAGACAUGCUAAGCAUUGAUAACAUGGAGUCGCCGAUAACUGAAUAUAUCCAAUCAACUAUUUUGGCCAAUCCUCCCCCAAACAAUAAUAUUUGUUUCAGAGACCCCAAUACAAAUGUCCACCACAUCACUCCUGGGAAUGUUGACGCAGCGAGUCAUUUACCUAAGGAACACUCGGUUCGAAUGCUACUUGUUAAAGCAGCAAUAGAUGCGUACCUACACUGCGAUGACUUUAAAUUCUCCGAAGAACUUCGAAACGUACCAGAUUUUGCAGCGGAUAUUCUAGGGGAGUUGAAGAUAGCUCUUCAAAGCGUUACGCUCGGGAAGUAUACACCUUGCCACUUCAAGGACCCUUUGAGCGGGAAAGAGCUACGCUUUCUUGAACACGCCAAAGUAUCCCGUUAAGUUGAAUGUGGCCGCAUGUGGCCUACCUCGAGUUGCAUGCCACGAGUAGGUACUGCCUGAUAGUAAUUUAUGACUCUAAGCCUUGAAAUAUUCAUCCUACCGUAUCUCACAUGGUCUGAAGCUCAGUGGUGCUAGUAAAUAUCCG
This is a messenger RNA of Aspergillus pseudonomiae, 1010 nucleotides long. Its product is annotated as BTB/POZ domain-containing protein. Lineage: Eukaryota; Fungi; Ascomycota; Eurotiomycetes; Eurotiales; Aspergillaceae. Gene Ontology annotation, molecular function: protein binding. The transcript has 2 exons. Bases 113 to 865 code for a protein of 250 amino acids. The record is from RefSeq and is a predicted model, not a curated record.